GUACAAAAAGACCAAAGGGCAGCAUCUCAGCAGUGUGACUAGCUGUUGAACAAUGGCAGGAAGUUGGUGUGCUGUUCAGUCUCUGGCACUUUGUGUUUGGUUCUGUGCUUUCUGUCAUGCUGUUCCGAAGUGGAGUGAUCUGCCCCAGAAUCCUCAAGCUCUGAUGUUCCGGCAAACUGACCAGCGGUUUCAGAAGCCAGUUCAACAGCAAGCUAGUCAAUGGUUUCCUCAGCAGGUUCAAAAGCCAGUUCAACAGCAAGCUAGUCAACGGUUUCCUCAGCAGGUUCAACAGCAAGCUAGUCAAUGGUUUCCUCAGCAGGUUCAAAAGCCAGUUCAACAGCAAGCUAGUCAAUGGUUUCCUCAGCAGGUUCAAAAGCCAGUUCAACAGCAAGCUAGUCAACAGUUUCCUCAGUCAGUUCAACAGCAAGCAGGUCAACAGUUUCCUCAGUCAGUUCAACAAGCUAGUCAACAGUUUUCUCAGUCAGUUCAACAACAUGCUAGUCAACAGUUUCCUCAGCAGGUUCAAAAGCCGGUUCAACAGCAAGCUAGUCAACAGUUUCCUCAGUCAGUUCAACAGCAAGCAGGUCAACAGUUUCCUCAGUCAGUUCAACAAGCUAGUCAACAGUUUUCUCAGUCAGUUCAACAACAUACUAGUCAACAGUUUCCUCAGUCAGUUCAACAAGCAGGUCAACAGUUUCCUCAGCAGUUUCAGCCUAAGCAGCCAGUGGCAAAGGCAGAACCACUUGACAAAUGUACUGUAGCUGAUUAUGAGCAGAUCCAAUGUGGACCACCUGGUAUCAGUGGUGCUGAGUGUGCUGCUAUCAACUGCUGCUUUAAUGGACAGCAGUGUUACUAUGGGAAGGCAGUGACUGUCCAGUGUAUAAGAGAUGGUCAGUUUGUGGUAGUGGUGGCGAGAGAUGUUACGCUGCCUCGAUUGAGCCUGGAUUCAGUCCGUCUCCUGGGUGGAAAUGAUCCAGCUUGCAGUCCUGUGGGAUCCACACCUUUCUUUGCUAUAUACCAGUUCCCCGUCACUGGAUGUGGCACAAGCAUGAUGGAGGACAGUGGAUAUGUGGUGUAUGAAAACAGAAUGACCUCCUCAUAUGAAGUGGGUGUCGGACCACUUGGUUCCAUCACAAGGGACAGCCAUUUUGAGCUUCUCUUCCAGUGUAGGUACUCUGGUACCUCUGUGGAAGCUCUGGUUGUGGAGGUCAACACCGUUCCUCCACCUCCACCAGUAGCUGCUCCUGGACCCCUCAGGGUGGAGCUUAGACUGGCAAAUGGUCAAUGUGUCACCAAAGGCUGUGCAGAAGGGGACGAGGCGUACACGUCCUACUACAGUGAUGCUGAUUAUCCAGUUACAAAAGUCCUGCGGGAGCCUGUGUAUGUUGAGGUGCACAUUUUGGAGAGGACCGACCCCAACAUUGUCCUGAUGCUGGGACAUUGCUGGGCGACAUCAACCCCCAGUCCACUCAGUCUACCCCAAUGGGAUCUUCUGGUUGAUGGAUGCCCUUACCAGGAUGAUCGUUACCUGACCACAUUGGUUCCAGUGACUGGGUCAUCUGGUCUUCAGUUCCCGAGCCACUACAAGCGCUUUGUUGUGAAGAUGUUCACAUUUGUAGAUCCAGCAUCACUGGCUCCUCUGCAGGAAACCAUCUUCAUCCACUGUAGUACAGCGGUGUGCCAUCCCUCCUCUGGCUCCUGUGAGCAAAGCUGCACUAGGAAAAGAAGAGACACGCACGUCAAGACCAUCUCUAGUGGGCAAACUGUGGUGUCUAGUGGAGAAGUUAACCUGGUCAAGUGAAUUUUAGUGUUUUAAUAAACUUCAUGAAACUCAA
Molecule: messenger RNA, 1835 nt
Organism: Rhinichthys klamathensis goyatoka
Lineage: Eukaryota; Metazoa; Chordata; Actinopteri; Cypriniformes; Leuciscidae
Product: zona pellucida sperm-binding protein 4-like
Exons: 8
Coding region: 53-1801 (582 amino acids)
Biological process (GO): prevention of polyspermy; binding of sperm to zona pellucida
Cellular component (GO): egg coat
Molecular function (GO): structural constituent of egg coat; acrosin binding
Source: RefSeq, a predicted model, not a curated record